AUGUUUUUCUCUCUCUGUCUCUCUCUCCUCUCUCUGUCUCUGUGUCUCUCUCUGUCUGUCUGUCUGUCUGUCUGUCUCUCUCUCUCUCUCUCUCUCUCUCUCUCUCUCUCUCUCUCUUUCGCGAUUUGCUUUCCACUGAACGGCAGCGCGCGCAAAAGUUUUUUUAUUUUUUCUCUCUCUCUCUCUUCCGCUGGAUCGACGAAAAUGGCAGCCGGGUAUCAUGAGGUCGUCUACGACGAUGGUGACACCUACAAGGGUGAUUGGAACGCCGAGGGCAAGCGUGACGGGUUUGGCGUCUUGACCUUUGCCGACGGCGCCCGCUACGUCGGUCGCUUCCGGGCCGGCCUUUGCGAAGGCAAGGGUGUCCUCACUUUUCCUGACAACAGCAAGUAUGAAGGUGACUUCAAGAGCGGCAAGUACGAUGGCUUUGGCAUUUACGCACGCGCCGACGGCAUGAAUUUCAAGGGCGAGUUUCGUGCAGGUCAAGCCCAGGGCAUGUACGUACCCACAACUCGAGCCGCCACCCUCUUGUACUCUUGA
Molecule: messenger RNA, 540 nt
Organism: Monosiga brevicollis MX1
Lineage: Eukaryota; Choanoflagellata; Craspedida; Salpingoecidae
Exons: 4
Coding region: 1-540 (179 amino acids)
Source: RefSeq, a predicted model, not a curated record